Messenger RNA from Arachis ipaensis, 3961 nucleotides. RefSeq names its product DExH-box ATP-dependent RNA helicase DExH5, mitochondrial. Gene Ontology annotation, molecular function: helicase activity; RNA binding; ATP binding. Gene Ontology annotation, cellular component: nucleus; intracellular anatomical structure. NCBI's taxonomy places the organism in Eukaryota, Viridiplantae, Streptophyta, Magnoliopsida, Fabales, Fabaceae. The record is from RefSeq and is a predicted model, not a curated record.
GCCGUAAAGACAUAAACACCACACAACGACGCCGUUUGAAGGGCUUUAAAUUAAUAACUAAAUUCAACGCAUUCGUGUGUUAACAGUCAGAACCCAGAACCCUGAUUCAUCAUCUUCUUCCAUCUCUUGCCAGUUCCAAUUUGAAGGAAGAAAAGAGAUGCCUUCUCAACCGGAAGAGGCUUCGUCACGUCCAAGUGCUUCCCUUGCGAAUGAUAUUGCUGUGGAGUGGAAGCAGAAAUUAAUCACACUUUUAGAUGAUGAGAGUAAGCAAGAGUUGAUCUCGAGAGAGAAGAAGGAUAGGCGUGAGUUCCAGCAAAUAGCAGCUUUGGCAAGCAAAAUGGGAUUGUACAGCCAUGUGUAUGCAAAAGUUGUUGUCAUCAGUAAGGUUCCACUUCCCAACUACAGACCUGAUUUGGAUGAUCGACGUCCGCUGAGGGAGGUAAGCAUACCUAUUUCUAUGUUAAGGCGAGUUGAUGCUUAUCUUGAAGAAUACCAAACCCAAAAAUCCAGAAUGAAGGAAACUUUUCCAGAUUUGUCAUUUGCAAGAUCAACAAAUAACGAUAGUAUUGGUGUGGAUGAAAGGUUAUUUGAGAAACCUCAGUUGCCAGCAUUGAAUAAGGCUGCUUUGGAGAAAAUUCUCCGGCAGAGAAGCUUGCAAAUGCGUGAUCAGCAACAAGCUUGGCAGGAGUCGGCAGAAGGUAGAAGAAUGCUAGAAUUUCGUAGAAGUCUCCCUGCUUAUAAAGAGAAGGAAGCAAUAUUGUCAACAAUAUUGAGGAAUCAGGUGGUUAUCAUUUCGGGACAAACAGGAUGUGGGAAGACAACACAACUCCCACAGUUUAUUUUAGAAUGUGAGAUAGAAUCUCUUCAGGGAGCUGCUUGUAAUAUCAUAUGCACACAACCAAGGCGCAUAUCAGCGAUAUCUGUUUCUGAGAGGGUUGCGCUUGAGAGAGGGGAGAAAUUGGGUGAAUCUGUUGGAUAUAAGGUUAGAUUGGAGGGUAUAAAAGGGAGAGAUACCAGGCUUCUCUUUUGCACAACAGGCAUCUUAUUAAGAAGAUUAAUAGCUGAUAGAAAAUUAAAAGAUGUAACUCAUAUUAUUGUGGAUGAAAUUCAUGAGCGUGGGAUGAAUGAAGAUUUUCUUCUCAUUGUCCUUAAAGAUCUCCUACCUCGCCGACCAGAAAUGAAACUGAUUUUAAUGAGUGCUACCCUUGAUGCGGAGCUCUUCUCCUCAUACUUUAAUGGAGCUGCAAUAAUCAAGAUUCCGGGUUUCACGCACCCUGUCAGAACCUGUUUUUUGGAGGACGUUUUGGAAUUGUCAGGCUACAGAUUGACUCCUGAUAAUCAAAUUGAUGAUUAUGGUCAAGAAAGGAUUUGGAAAAUGAACAAACAGGCCCCUAGAAAAAGGAAAAGCCAAAUUGCUUCUGUUGUAGAGGAUUCUUUAAGGGAAGCUGAUUUCAAAGAUUACGAUCCACAAACACGAGAAUCUUUGUCAUGUUGGAAUCCUGAUUGCAUGGGUUUUAACUUCAUAGAAUAUAUUUUAUGCCAUAUAUGUGAGGAUGAAAGGCCAGGUGCUGUGUUGGUUUUUAUGAUUGGAUGGGAUGAUAUAAGUGCACUGAAAGAGAAGCUCCUUUUACAUCCUCUUUUGGGAGAUCAAAGCCGAGUUUUGCUUCUUAUAUGCCAUGGAUCAAUGGCAAGCUCUGAGCAGAGAUUAAUAUUUGAAGAACCUGAAGAUGGAGUGCGAAAAAUAGUGUUAGCAACAAAUAUUGCUGAAACGAGUAUCACAAUAAACGAUGUUGUUUUCGUUCUUGACUGUGGAAAGGAAAAAGAAUCAUCAUAUGAUGCUCUUAAUAACACACCUUGUUUGCUUCCAACCUGGAUCUCUAAGGUUUCUGCCCAACAAAGAAGAGGAAGAGCUGGUCGAGUUCAACCAGGAGAAUGUUACCAUCUCUAUCCUAGAUGUGUUUAUGAUGCUUUUGCAGAGUAUCAAUUGCCGGAAAUUUUGAGAACACCUUUGCAAUCUCUCUGCUUGCAAAUUAAAAGUUUAAAACUUGGACCGAUAUCAGAGUUCUUGUCUAAGGCAUUACAGUCUCCAGAGAUUCUUGCAGUGCAAAAUGCAAUUGAAUAUUUAAAAAUAAUUGGAGCUUUUGAUGACAAUGAGAAUCUGACUCUUCUAGGGCACUACCUGACAAUGUUUCCGAUGGAACCCAAACUAGGGAAGAUGCUUAUAUUGGGUGCUAUCUUCAAUUGCCUGGAUCCCAUAUUAACUGUCACUGCCAGCCUGAGUGUGAGAGAUCCAUUUCUAGCACCGUUGGACCAAAAAGAUGUUGCAGCUGCAGCGAAGUCUCAAUUCUCCCAUGAUUAUAGUGAUCAUCUUGCCCUUGUGAGGGCUUAUGAUGGCUGGAAAGAUGCUGAAAUAGACCUCGCUGGACAAGAAUACUGCUGGGCAAAUUUCCUUUCUUCACAAUCCAUGAAAGCUAUUGAUGCCCUUCGGAUGGAAUUCUUAUCCCUUCUCAAGGAUAUUGGAAUAGUUGAUAGCAAUGCAACAAACUGCAAUGCGUGGAGCUAUGAUGUGCAUCUUAUACGAGCAGUUAUUUUUUAUGGGCUAUAUCCUGGAAUUUGCUCUAUUGUGCAUAAAGAGAAGUCAUUUUCUCUGAAGACAAUGGAGGAUGGUAAAGUGCAUCUUCAUUUGAAUUCAGUGAAUGCUCGAGAAAGCAAAAUUCCAUAUCCGUGGCUUGUUUUUAAUGAGAAGAUAAAAGUGAAUUCGGUGUUCCUUCGUGACUCAACUGCUGUGUCUGACUCAGUGGUGCUUCUUUUUGGUGGAAAGAUCUCAAAAGAUGGUGAUGGUCAAUUAAAAAUGUUAGGAGGGUAUCUGGAGUUCUUAAUGAAACCUGCUGUUGCUGAAAUGUUUCAGAGCAUAAGGAGGAAACUAGAUGACAUCAUUCAGAGCAAACUACUGUUUCCGAUGAUGGGAAUACACUUAUUUCACGAGCUGCUUUCUGCUGUACGGUUGCUGAUUUCCAAAGAUAAAUGUGAGGGCAGAUUUGUGUUUAGCUGCCAGGUCAUUAAACCAUCGAAACCAUCUGUGAUGACCUUGCAACCAGCAUUGGUUUCAAGGACAGACAGUGGACCUGGUGGCGAUAAUUCUAAAGGUCAGCUCCAAACUCUUCUGGCUCGUGCUGGAUGUGCUGCACCCAUCUACAAGACUAUGCAAAUACAGAACAAUCAGUUUCAGGCUGCGGUCGAGUUUAAUGGUAUACAGAUAAUGGGCCAACCUUGUCACAAUAAAAGGACUGCGGAAAAAGACGCCGCGGCUGAGGCACUGCAAUGGCUUAUGGGUAAAAGACAGGCAGAAAACGAGUACAUGGAUCACAAUGCAGUGAUGCUAAAGAAAAGCAAGAGGGAUCAUAAUUAAGCAAUCAACUGUAAUGGGUUUUCUGUGAGGGUAACAAACGGUCCAAGAUGGAUGUACUUGUCUAGAUUUUUAAGGUCCUUGCUCAAGUCUUUGAACUCCAGAAAAAAUGGAUUAGUUCCAUUGUUGAUAUAUAGCUCCGGGGCUUGAGCCAAUUCAUGCUCAUACAACAACAAUCUCCAAUUUAGCGUGCAUUGUGUUGAUUCAAUCCGAGGUUGGAGUUGCCUACCCUUGAUCAAAGCAAAUCAUGGAUGAUUUAUGAGCCUGAAGAAAUAAAUUGUGAAUUGAAAGCCUAAGAUAACAGUCUAAUCUGAGCCGUUUGACAAAGGAAAAUUUUUUGCAACUGUUCAUGUUGUUGAGUUAAUUUUGGGAUAAGGUUCUUCUAAAGUGUUUUUAUAUUCAACAUGACAAAUUCGAAGGUCUCUUAGCUACACUCAAUCAGUAUUGUACACGAGAAAUGUGAAGACUAAUUUGAUAUCUUCUGCAACAGAAAGAGCUUCCAUUCUAUAUUUAGGUGAAACAUGUAUGUGAAAAUAUAAAGAAUGAAUUUUUAAA